GAGGAGAAUUACAUUACAUGUAUUCUCAGUGAUGAGACGGAUUCCACCACUUCUGUAACCAUACCUCCUCAAUCGAAGACAGAAGGUAGUGGAAAUGCUGGUGAAAUUCCUCCAAAUGAAUCUCCUGCUAAUGAAGGCAGUCGUGUGGAGAAAUUACAUUUUUGUGACCUUUGCAACUAUAGUUCUACGUAUAAGGGGAAUGUUGUGAGGCAUUAUAAACUUGUGCAUAAUAAAACAAGUAACAAUAUCCCUGAUGACUGCAGUUUUUCUUCAUCAUCAUCUGUGGAUGCUAAGAGCAUAAUUGGAGAUGGUGAAGUCAGGUCACAACUAACAAAUUUGGGACACAGUGUUAAUAAUGUUGGAGAUGAAGAUGAAUCCUUGAAAGCAGACCAAACUGUGGACAUAUCUGUAAAACAAGAGAGGGAAAUCGAUGAUUCAGAAGUCAUUGAAGAUUAUUCUGAAGGCGAUAAAAUUUCAGAAAUCAAAAAUGAGCCUCGGUCCUUGUCUGAUGUCGAAGAUGCCCACGUAGCAGAUAAAUCUUCCAAAGGUGAAAGUAAGUCAGGUGAUACAGAGGAUACUGAUCCCCUGGAGUUGUCAGGAAAUAAGGUUAAGCCUCCUGGCCCCAAAUAUUGUAAGUCAUGCGAUAUCUCUUUUCAGUACCUGUCAACUUUUGUAGCGCAUAAGAAGUUUUACUGCUCAAGUCAUGCUGGAGAAAAUAAUGGAAAUAGGACUGCUGAAGCAUCUGCAUUGUGAAAGUCAGUGAAGAAAUCUCAGUAAUUACAUUAAGUGUUAGCUUUGGAUCUAAAGUGACUGCUGAGAAUUCUCAGAAGAACCUACCUUCACCUUUUCCCAUUGUCCAUUUCUUAUUGAAUAUAUGUAAAUGUCAGUGUUUUUAGCUUAUGAAAAAGAAUUUGGUGUGUAUAUUUAAAAUGUAAUUGUAUUUUUAUGAGUCAGUCUAGAAUGAUGUGAGCAAAGGUCUGUUUCCAUGACUGGAUUAAUUAGCUUUACUGGGGAAACAAAUUUUCUGGAAUCUCAUGAAAUCAUUAUUUGUGAUUUCAGAAAGUAUACUUUUUUCUGUAUGUUAUUUGCUAAGGCAGCAAGUUGAGUUUCAUAAAAUCUUUGUUAGAUCAAAUGUAAUAAGCCAACAAUUCAAUUGUAGUACUGUUAAUGAAUGUAAGCAUUGUCUCGUUGUUACACUCCACAAUAUGUUUUCCAUGUGUACAGAUACGAAGCACUUGUUGGACAUCAAGAUGCAUGGUCUUGUAGCAAAAAGAUAUAUAGAAGCAGCUUCACUGAAUUGAAAGAUAAAAUGUACAAAUAACUUGUUUUAUAAUGGAAUAUAAAAAAUUUCCUUGUAGCAUCAUUAUGUAUGUAUCAAUAAUGUAUAAACUAUCACACAUAUCUACACAACCCAUGUGUUGAUAUAGAUUAGAAAUGAAAUGUAAUAGAAGGAAUUAGAUAAUUCAUGUUGUGUAGAGUAGGUUAAGAGAAAAUGUUGAUGCAUAACUUAUGAAUAUCACACAUAUUUGUAAACAUAUUGUGAAAUGCAGCUAUAAAUUAGCAUGGUUUGUGAAAAAUUCCAAAUCAUUUUCCAAUGAAACAGAAAUGUAAUUCGAUUGUAUCUCAUUAAUGGAUGAGAAUCUAUCAUUUGUUUUCCUUGUUGUGUGAUAUGUAGGAAUAUAAAUAUGGUUAAAUAUACCAAAUGUGAUUUUAACAGUAAGAUUAAGGGUAAAAUCAAAAGUCUUAUAUUUGCCCAGCUCUAAAACAAGUAUAUUUGAUUUGUUGAGUAUGAGAUUUUUCACCUCAUCUGUGUGUAAUGUGGAGUAGAACCCAUAUAUUGGUCAGUUAUAUAAUAAUGACAAAGAUUGUCAUCAUGUGCGAAAUAGAAAGUUGUCAAAUGUAAUGAGAGAAAGGUUUUGUUUCUAGAAAAUGUGUUUACUUUAAAACACAUUUUACAUUUAUUUAGAGCUUGUUCACUGAAAGAUUGUUUGAUAGCAAUUUUAUCUUGCCAAAGCAAUGUAAUAAUGUUCUAUAACUCAAGAAAUGUUUGAGUACUUGCAUUUUGGAGUAUGUAACGAAAUUUGCAUGUCAAGUAGAACAAUUUCUUUUUUAAGUUUUUUGCAUUUUAUAUUUUCUGAGGUAAAUUCAGUGUUAAAUAGGUAUAUUUCAUAAUAGGCCUGUGUCUAUAUUAUUCUUUGUAAACAACAUUAUAUUAAUAAUUGUUGGUGCUAACUGGUAUGUAUUGUGUCCGAUAUAACUCGCACAUCCAUCUUCUAACGUAGCGAGUCUAAAUCAGCCACAGUCCGGAGACAAUAAAUUAUUUAUUUGUAACAAAAGAAAAUCUGAACUUUUCCUGAACUAAAGACUUUGUUUCUCUUCAUUUUAUUUCCUCUUUUAAGGGACCAGCAGAAAAAAAAUAAAAA
Messenger RNA from Gryllus bimaculatus (two-spotted cricket), 2423 nucleotides. The record is from the annotation of a GenBank genome assembly. NCBI's taxonomy places the organism in Eukaryota, Metazoa, Arthropoda, Insecta, Orthoptera, Gryllidae.